This is a messenger RNA of Cucurbitaria berberidis CBS 394.84, 1503 nucleotides long. Its product is annotated as HlyIII-domain-containing protein. The record is from RefSeq and is a predicted model, not a curated record. Bases 1 to 1503 code for a protein of 500 amino acids. NCBI's taxonomy places the organism in Eukaryota, Fungi, Ascomycota, Dothideomycetes, Pleosporales, Cucurbitariaceae. The transcript is spliced from 2 exons. Gene Ontology annotation, molecular function: signaling receptor activity. Gene Ontology annotation, cellular component: membrane.
AUGCCGCGCUCCAAGUCGAAUGUUGGCGUCAGUACGGCGGUCAUGACUUCGCAGGAAGAGCCUGUUCGCCCUUCAUACCGCGGCUAUGGAACCUUCCCUCCACAGCAGCGACGGCACUCAUGGCAUACAAAGCCAUGCGUGCAAGAGGCUGAAAACUUCCAAGUACUUCUUCGCAAUUUCAUCACAGAGCUCAACUGCAGAUUAGACUUCCUCGAAUCCUAUGGACACUCUGGGUACGACGCCGGCGUCGAAUACGCAUACAACACACUCCUUGCUGUUCGCGAAUCGUGCUCGAUCAUCUCCGAUGGCGCAAUCGAGGCAGGACGUCGGCAAGCAGCCGUUUUUGUCGAGACGCUUGAGGAGCGCUACAAAGAAGCAUUGGAGCGAAAAGAAACCUUGGGGGAGAAGGUGUUGGAAGGCAUAAAGCUAAUGGACUCGUACUUGACCGAGUUUGAGGCUCGCGCAUAUGCUUUGCGAGAUGGGUCCAUCAGCUCGUAUGCGCACGACUUCUACGAGGGUGGCCGAAGAAAAAUGGACGAGGGCUUCGAGAUUGCCAAGGGCGUCGUGGACGGAGGAUUAGACAAAGCACGGAGAGCGCGAGAAACCAUCGAACUGACAAUAGAGCAUGGAGUACAACGAGCCCUCGCUCGCGCAAAGGAGCACGGCCUCAUCCACUACGACGACCUACCAGAACCCUGGAGAGUCAACCCACACAUCCACAAGGGCUACCGUUUCUCCGAGGGCAAAUGGGCAUGCGUCCGCUCCGUGGUUAGCAUACAUAACGAACUCAUCAAUAUAUGGACCCACCUUCUCGGCUUCCUGAUGGUCCUCGCUCUGGCCUUUUACUUCUACCCCUCGAGCAACAAUUUCAGCAUGUCGACCAAAGCCGACAUCUUCAUCGCAGCAGUCUUCUUCUUUGCUGCUUGCAAGUGCCUCGCCUGCUCCACCAUCUGGCACACCAUGAACAGCAUUUCGCACCAAACGCUCCUCGAGCGCUUCGCUUGCGUUGAUUAUACUGGCAUCUCUCUCCUCGUCGCUGCAUCGAUCAUGACCACGGAAUAUGCCGCUUUCUACUGCGAACCUGUAUCCCGUUGGUCUUAUAUGAGUGUCACAGCCAUUCUAGGAGUUGGUGGUAUCAUCCUCCCUUGGCACCCAACCUUCAACCGCGCAGACAUGGCCUGGCUACGCGUCCUGUUCUACGUCUCUCUCGCGCUAACUGGCUUCCUUCCUUUUGGCCAGCUCGCAUACACCCGCGGCAUCGAAUGGGCACAGUACUUCUACGCCCCUGUUACCAAGAGUCUUGUUGUCUACAUCACUGGCGCAGUACUAUACGCCAGCAAGACACCGGAGCGCUUCUUCCCGGGAUUCUUCGAUUACGUAGGCUGCUCCCACAAUAUCUGGCAUGUUGCUGUUCUGGGAGGUAUUAUCUUCCAUUACAUGGCUAUGCAGACAAUGUUCACGUCGGCUUUGGCAAGGGCGCAGACGAGCUGCUCCGUGUACUGA